Ostreobium quekettii is the source of this 1229-nucleotide messenger RNA. The record is from the annotation of a GenBank genome assembly. Lineage: Eukaryota; Viridiplantae; Chlorophyta; Ulvophyceae; Bryopsidales; Ostreobiaceae.
AUGAUCCCUGGGUCAGUAAGGCUGGCGUACGAUCAGGUUGACAGAUUUGUGCAAGGUCAUUACGGGCUAAAGGCCUCCAAAGAUCGAAAGGAAAUCAUCCAGAACUUGUUGUUCGUGCGCCUAAUGGGGUUUGCGGCAAUCUACACGGACCUGGGUAACCCUUUGUGUUACAACAGACGACCCUCUUAUGCAUCAAAGCUGCUGCAGAGGGUCAUCGUUGAGUCACGCGUCCAAACACUGACAGAGAAUUUCGACUUGCAAGCACUGACGCCAGCAGUGGUAGUUUUUGAUCCGACCACCACGCAGAGGAUGGAAUCCGUCCGAGAGCAGUGGGAAGCAGGGAACCCAGGUCUUUUGCUGGAGGCGGUGGAGCAUUACACUGAGGGGCAGGAGACAGAGUUCUUCACAAUUGUGGGGAACCACUCCACCCAAGCGCAUGUCAAUUGCUCCACGAAGGACCCCAGCAUCAAGUUGAGGCGUGCCACAUUUGUGUUCUUCAGUGGCCAACUUACUGAUGACGACUUCCGGUUCAUUAGUCGGACAGAGAACAUGUCCGUACAGAGAGCGGCAAGCACAACCACCUACAAAGACCACACUGAGCCCCUGAACAUCAUUCCCUUCAUUUGCGAGUACUGGAAGCAGUUUGGAAGACCGCCAAGGCCGCAGUCCUCAAGGAAGAAGAAUCGGACCAAAGCAGAGCCAGACUAUGCAGAUUUUCAAACCCUUCUACAUGCCGUCCUUGAGCCUCAAGUAGGGGAAAGUACCGAAAAGGAUGAGAAGGAACUGCAGAAGAAGAUGCAAGCCAUCAAAACCAAGUACCAAGCGCUGAAGCAAAAAGCCGUAAAGGACGUGAAAGAAGCACAAGCCCGGAAACAGAAAUUGAAAGAGUUUGAGGCGUCCGAGCGCAAGGCCUUGUCGGAGGCACAAAGGGACCUUGGCGUCAUCCGGUACUUUCAUGCGGACUUGAACAUUGCCAUGCUGCCAGACGAUGCUUACGUUUUGCUGAUGAAUGUCAUGAAGCAGCUGGACAAUGGCAAAAUGUGUGGGAUUAAGGAGGGAAUCAAAGCUGAGCAGGUGCACGUAAGGCGCCACCAUUACAAGGGCAUCUCGUGCUUCUCCAUUGGUUUCUACUUGGACACCUUCGAAGCGCUGCUCGACCCCCGAACCCAAGACGACUUAGUUGCAACCGUUGCUAGGGUCAGCAACCCAAGAGAGAGUGUGCCCAACUG